AUGGAUUCGAAUGUGGUGGAAGAAAACCAAAAGCCAGAAACCAAAUCGACAGAAGAAGCACUCGCCAUUGUCACUUCAUCUCUACCAUUCGCCUCGCUAUCUCUCUCCUUCUCAACAACGUCUUUGUUUAGAUUCAGUCAUCUCUUUGCUCAUCACCCAAACAAGGUUAAGAUCCCAACGCAGGCCUCUUACCUCACACACCUCUCCCUUUCUUCCCUCUCUCCCGUUUCUCCUCUCCCUUCCAGAAUCUCCUCCUUCAAAUCCACCGUCUCCGCUAACCCUCUCCACUCCCCUCUCUCCAUCGUCCCUCGCCGCCCCCUCGACCCUUCCUCCGCCGCCGCCCUCCGCCGCUCCGCCGUCGUCUGGUUCCGAAACGACCUCCGCGUCCACGACAACGAGUGUCUCAACUCCGCCAACGACGAGUGCCUCUCCCUUCUCCCCGUUUACUGCUUCGACCCUCGAGACUACGGCAAAUCCUCCUCUGGUUUCGACAAAACUGGUCCCUUCCGUGCCCAGUUUCUCAUCGAGUCCGUCUCCGAGCUCCGCAAGAACCUCGAGGCCAGAGGCUCCAACCUCGUUGUCCGGGUCGGGAAACCGGAAGCUGUGCUGGUGGAAUUGGCUAAGGAGAUCGGAGCGGACGCCAUUUAUGCACACAGGGAAGUGUCGCAUGAUGAGGUUAAGGCGGAAGGGAAGAUAGAGAAUGCUAUGAAGGAGGAAGGCGUUGAAGUUAAGUUCUUUUGGGGAUCCACUCUCUAUCACUUGGACGAUUUGCCGUUCAAAGUUGAAGAACUGCCUUCAAACUAUGGAGCAUUCAAGGAUAAAGUCCAGAAGCUUGAGAUUAGGAAGACGAUCGCAGCAUUGGAUCAGUUGAAAGGCUUGCCCUCUCGAGGAGACGUACAGCUUGGCGAUAUUCCUUCUCUCUUGGACCUCGGCAUUAGCCCUACUGCCAGAAACAGCCAGGAGGGGAAACCGACAAUGGUUGGAGGAGAGAGUGAGGCGUUGAGUAGGCUAAAGAGCUUUGCAGCUGAUUGUCAAGCUCGACUGACCAAGGGAAAUCAGAAAGGAGGUAAUAACAGUGUGUUUGGUGCUAACUUCUCUUGCAAGAUAUCACCUUGGUUGGCCAUGGGAAGCAUCUCUCCUCGUUCCAUGUUCGAGGAGCUCAAGAAAACUAUUUCUGCAUCCUCUACUCCAAGGAACGGACCCGGAGAUACGGGAUUGAACUGGUUAAUGUAUGAGUUGCAAUGGAGAGAUUUCUUCAGGUUUAUAACCAAGAAGUACAGCUCGGCCAAGACGCAGGUUGAGGCUGGUCCUGCUACAGCCUGUACAGGCGCUCUUGCUUAA
Molecule: messenger RNA, 1341 nt
Organism: Eruca vesicaria subsp. sativa (arugula)
Lineage: Eukaryota; Viridiplantae; Streptophyta; Magnoliopsida; Brassicales; Brassicaceae
Source: the annotation of a GenBank genome assembly